Messenger RNA from Naegleria fowleri, 627 nucleotides. RefSeq lists its product as uncharacterized. NCBI's taxonomy places the organism in Eukaryota, Heterolobosea, Eutetramitea, Acrasida, Naegleriidae. The transcript has 2 exons. The record is from RefSeq and is a predicted model, not a curated record. The coding region runs from base 1 to 627 and encodes 208 amino acids.
AUGUUGCAGUCCAUUCGGAAUAGACCCAAGUGCCUUGUGAAUUAUUUUUCUUCACACUUCUUGUUAAAGGGAAGCAAUUUGGCUCGGAGAAGAGUGGCCAUCAUUGCUGCAAAUUCGUUUCAAAAUAAUAAUAUGAACAAUACUAUUCAUAAUAAUAGAUACUCCUCUGCAUUAUUAUGGAAUCAAACAAGAAGUUUCUCUUCUUCCGAACAAAGACUCACGAAAGAGGAAAACAGUGAUGAUCCUGAACAACGAUUAAAAAACUAUCAACAAGAUAGAAAGAUGGCACAAGAAAAGAUGCAGAAUAUUAAAAAAGAGUUGACUGAUUUUUUAAAGUUGAAAUUCAACACAGACAAGAAGCAAGAAAAACAAGCGGAGAGAAUGAAGUUGGCUCGAAAUUUGGGAAAUAUUAUGAUCAUUCUUGGAUUUAUUGUUGGACUGGUAAUUUAUGUGGGAGAAAAUGAAAAGAAAAAACGAAGUGAUUACAUUGUGGAAGAAACAAACACUAAUGACGAAAGAAACGCUACACAGACUCAGAAUAGCAGUGGAAACAUCACUGCUCAACAAUUUCUGACAGCUAUUUCCAGCAAGGUCAACAAGAUCAAAGAAGAAAAUCAGAAAAAGUGA